This is a messenger RNA of Anopheles stephensi (Asian malaria mosquito), 1886 nucleotides long. Its product is annotated as L-threonine ammonia-lyase. Gene Ontology annotation, biological process: L-serine catabolic process; L-threonine catabolic process. Lineage: Eukaryota; Metazoa; Arthropoda; Insecta; Diptera; Culicidae. The transcript is spliced from 9 exons. Gene Ontology annotation, molecular function: L-serine ammonia-lyase activity; threonine deaminase activity. The record is from RefSeq and is a predicted model, not a curated record. Bases 246 to 1661 code for a protein of 471 amino acids.
CACUUCACCGUUGCACCCGUUGCAGGCGCACUGCAACCAGGAAGCGGACGACGACGCUUUAUCAGCUGAGACUGGGAUGCGUUGGCGAGCGUGGUGUAAAAGUGAUGAAUUUUGACACCCUUGAGCAGCUGAUUGUUCAUUAGGGGAAGGCCACGCGGGCGGUCAGUCGCUGUGGUGGAGUGCUGUCUGGUGGGUGAGAAGCUUAUUAGUGCGGUUGAAUUAAUUGCCAAGAUUAAUCUGUCACGAUGCAAGUGUCAUCCGUAACGUCGCAAAUGGCUUCCAUGAAGCUGACAGCCCGGCCACCGGUAGAACCGGCGGCUCAGAACGGACACGGCAACGCGAAGGGUGUGUCCGCCGACAACAAGAACACCAACACCAGCACCUCCACCGAGCCGGAAGUCGUCGAUCCGUUCUGCAAUGCGGACAAUCCGCAGAUAAUCACCUUCCAGGACGUAACGUCGGCGGCGUUCAAAAUCAGGAAAGGUGUCGAGCUGACGCCGUGUGUGAAAUCGCACUUCUCCGACCUGAUCGACAUGGACAUCUACCUGAAGAAGGAAUUCCUGCAGUUCACCGGCAGCUUCAAGGAGCGUGGCGCCCGGUACGCGCUGCUAAUGCUAUCGGACGAGCAGAAAAAAACGGGCGUUAUCUCGGCCUCCCUUGGGAAUCAUGCACAGGGCCUGUCCUAUCACGGCUGGAAGCUCGGCAUCCCGGUGACGGUCGUGAUGCCACUGAAGGCAUCGCUGAUGAAAAUUCAGAAAUGCCGUAACUAUCAUGCUAAUGUCGUUGUACAGGGUGCGGACAUGGGCGAGGCAAAGCGGAUUGCACUGAAAAUGGGUCACGACCGGGGGCUUACCUAUAUCAACGGGUACGACCAUCCGCACAUCAUGUCCGGCCAGGGUACGAUCGGGCUGGAGAUCAUCGAGCAGGUCAGCGAUAUUGAUGCGGUCGUCGUACCGGUCGGUGGCGGUGGAUUGAUAGCUGGCGUCGCGACGGCCAUCAAAAAUUUAAGCCCAAAUACCAAAAUCAUCGGUGUCGAGUCGGAGAAGUGUCCCAGUUUUACGCGAGCGCUCGAAAACAAGGGUCCGGUGUUUGUGGCGAACCAGGAAACGCUGGCGGACGGGUUGGCGGUGCCACAGGUUGGGUACAAUGCUUACGCCACGACCGUACCGCUGCUGGACAAAAUGGUCGUCGUUAAGGAGGAAUGGAUUGCACUCGCUAUUUUGCGACUUGUUGAGCUGGAAAAGUGCGUCGUCGAAGGAGCGGGCGCUGCCGGGCUGGCGGCCAUCAUGGCCGGUCAUUUGAAUGAGUUCAUCGGCAAAAGAGUGGUGCUGCUAAUUUGCGGAGGCAAUAUCGAUACGACCAUGUUUGGCAAGUGUCUGGAGCGCGGUAUGGCCGCCGAGGGACGCCUGCAGAGAUUCACCGUCACCGUAAGCGAUGGACCGGGUGGAGUUGCUAAGCUGUGCAAUCUGCUGGCCAGUUUGGGCGUUUCCAUCAAGGAUAUAAUGCACGAACGUGCCUUCAUUCGCGAUAUUCACCAUGUUGAGGUGAAAGUGAUCUGUGAAACACGCGAUUGGGAACAUUCGAAGGAAAUGCGUAAGGUGCUGCAGGAAACAUAUACCAAAGUUCACUUCUACGACAUGCCGAUGGCGAUUACGGAAUAGAAACAUGGUCGUCAACCGUACGCCGUGCACGUUUCCAGACGAUAAGCUGCACAAUUUUCCCUCUCAACGAACGCGCGCUUCCGAUCGGCUUCAUCGCGACUUUCCGCCGUCCGUCGUCGGAAGUGAACCGUGCAUUCCGUGCCGGGCACCGUUUCCGAUAGUUUCAAUAAAUUGACCCUGCACGAACGAAGCUGCCAACCGUGUGUGGGUCUGGUCACAAAUGUA